AUCAGACACCUUCAACUGAACCAAAGACCAGGAACCAGACACCUUCAACUGAACCAAAGACCAGGAACCAGACACCUUCAACUGAACCAAAGACCAGGAACCAGACACCUUCAACUGACCCAAGGACAAAGAACCAGACACCUUCAACUGACCCGAGGACCAGGAACCAGACACCUUCAACUGAACCAAAGACCAAGAACCAGACAUCAUCAACUGAACCGAGGACAAAGAACCAAACACCUCAACACACAAAGCCUUUUAUGCACAAAGUGACUGUGCACCUGGAGGUGAACCCGAGAGAGAAGCAGCAGAAUAAGAAGUCAGGAACAAGUGAAAACAGUCAGUCAUUAAACAGAACACAGAAAUGUACAGGUAACCCUCCCAGGUGAGUGUGGGACAGCAGCUGGUGAUGAGUCCAUCAGAACACAACACUGGUUCUCCUGCUGAUGUUCCUUCUCGAGCACUGCAUUGGAGAACGCUAGAUAGCUUUGUUUGUGUUUGGGAGUGCGGUAUUUAGGGUGGACCAGGAUCUGCCUUAGCGUGUUCUUGGGUUUAAAACCACACGCAUGUGGUGUUUGUUGAAAGUCCCCCUGAUUUUCUCUGGUGCUCCAGACACAUAUGGAAUCACAAUCUUGUUGUUGCGUUUACUGGUCCACCCUUAAGACCACAAACCCAAACACAAGAAAAGCAAUCUAGUGUAUGCGGUCCAGGAUUCUGUCUCCAGAUUUCAUUUGCAGCCUGUAGACCAGUUUGUUCCAGGGUCCACCGGUCUAACUGACUCCACGUAGUGGCUCCAGAUACAGCAGGCUGCUCCCGAACGCAGCAGUUUCUGGAUCUUGUGCUUUGCACCUGAUGCAGAAGACAGUCUGGUCUGUCAUGAGACCUGCAGCUCUGUUGUUCUCUGCUGAUGUUUCUUUUGAUUCUCCUCCAGGUUCCACUCUGCUGGAUCUGCUGCUGGUUCUGCUGCUGGAUCUCUGGGUGAGUGGCCAUGCAGGGAAGAACAGGAACCUUCAGUGGACAUUGCAGGUUUAAGCUCCACCAAUGCCGUCGCUCCCUCUCCUCCCCUUCCCCUCCUCCCGAGCUCCCCAGACUCCAUUACCCAGCAGGCAGCGGGAGCAGGAAGUACAGGACAGGGCAGGAGGCGGGACAGAUGAGCUCGUUUCAGAUCAACCGCAUCUUAAAGGCCAACGAAUACAGCCACGCCCUCCCAAGUGGCCCCGCCUCCCAUGGUGUCCUGGAUUUCCAUAGCAACAUGUUGCCAUCCAACCGCCCCGGCGAGGACCGUAGGAGCAACGCCACCUGCCUUCAGGGCCGUGGCGGCGUGCUGUUUGGCGUGUUUGACGGCCACGCGGGGGCGGUGUGCGCGCACGCCGUCAGCCAGAGGCUCUUCUACUACGUCGCUGUGGCAACGCUGCCGCUGAAGACGCUGACGGAGCUCGAACAGGCGGUGGAGGAGGAACGGGCUGUACCGCCGCUGCUGGAGUGGCACAACCACCCCCAAGACCACAACUGCCCCGACGGAGGAGCGAUCUCCUUCCACAGCCUCCGGAACUACUGGCAGGAGAGGCUGGAGGACGAGGACGAGCACGAGGACGAGGAUGGCGGCAGGGUGACAUCAGCGAUGGUCAACGCUUUCCGCCGUCUUGACUACGACCUUUCUGUGGAGGCCCAGGUCCACCUGUUCAUGUCCUCACCCAGGCGGGUGUCUCUCCCCGGGGAGGCGUUGUCUCCGGCCUCCCCUCUCCGGGUGGCGAUGUCUGGCUGCACGGCCUGCGUCGCCCACGUCUCCAACGGGGUCCUGCACGUGGCCAACCUGGGCGACAGCCGGGCCGUCCUGGGCGUCCAGGAACCCAACGGCCGCUGGUCAGCGGUCAGCCUCACCAAUGACCACAACGCGCAGAACCCAGACGAGCUGCAAAGGGUUCUGGGAGAACACCCGUCGUCGGAGUGGAGGACGGUGGUCCGCCAUGACCGCCUGCUGGGUCUGCUGCUGCCCUUUAGGGCAUUUGGCAACGUCCGCUUCAAAUGGAGCCCAGAGAUGCUGAGCCGAAUCUACGAAACACGACCGGAUGUCCUGUCUGCGGUCAGCGAGGCUGUCCGGACACCGCCGCCACACUAUCUGACCCCACCGUACCUGACCGCCCAGCCGGAAGUCACACGACACCGGAUCAGACCCGCUGACAAGUUCCUGGUCCUGGCGACUGACGGACUGUGGGAGCUGAUGCACCGACAGGCGGUCGUCCAGCUGGUGGGGGAUCAACUGACAGGCCUUCAGCAGCAGAGACCCAUAAUUCCCGGCGUGGGCACGACGCUGGGUGGCCUGCAGCGCCUCCUGCUGGAGAGGAGGGGACGGGUCAUGUCGGUGCUGGAGGACCAGAACGCUGCCACCCACCUGCUCCGCCACGCCCUGGGGGAUGAUGGGUACGGAGCGGUGGCACCAAACCGUCUGGCCAAGAUGCUGAGCCUGCCGGCAGAGCUGGCCCGGAGGUACCGCGAUGACAUCACCAUCACCGUCAUCCACCUGAAUGAACCAGACCUUUAACCAGAACACCUGCUCAGCUACCUGCUGGUGACAGAACAGAAACCUUUCCUCUGAACUCUGCUGCCCAUCUCUGCUUCUCUGUGACUUUUAAUAAGAAUUAACUCUGGGUUCGGACGCUGAUGUUGUUUUUCCUCCAAAUGAAGACGUUUCUAUUAUUUUGUCCACCCCAUUUUUUAACUAAGGGUGAACUAAAUAACAGAAAGAGUGUGACACAGCAGCACCAACUCCCUCCUCCUCUACCUCGUGAUGCAGAGCUGCAGAGACAACGCAGAGCAGACAGACGCAUGCAGCGUUUAACUCUGACCAGAGAGGGGAGAGACGUCACUGUCAAGAGUGUCCCUGAGUGAAACCCUGUAGCUGUGUGUUCGGGGGCAUGGUCACUUGUCCCCCCCCACCACCUAUAUCUUAUCACAUGUGUAAUAUAAUAAAUCCAUAAAGACGCCUAAAGUUCAAUCGUGUUCCUUUAAUGCUGCAGUGUCAAUGUUUUUACAUGACGUUCAUCAAAAGCCUUAAAAGUAAUUCCCUCACCUCCAUGAUGAAGAGAACAUUAGAACAUCUGGCUGUAAACAUGAGAACUUUAUUAAUAUCAUCAGCUUCUGUCACUGCAGAGCAUUCCAGCAUUCUGAUUGGCUUAUCCUGGUUCUCUUACCCUGACCAUCCCAGCCAAUCAGAGGCAGAGUAGCGUCUGCAUAUCUAAAGCUGCUGUAGCUGUUCAGAGUGGGUGGUGUGAGGGUUAAAAAGCCUGCGCAGAGUUGCAUGCUGGGACGGGGCCGCCACCUGUGCCUAUGAGCCUCCCAGUUGCUAUGGGGAUACCUG
Molecule: messenger RNA, 3358 nt
Organism: Micropterus salmoides (largemouth bass)
Lineage: Eukaryota; Metazoa; Chordata; Actinopteri; Centrarchiformes; Centrarchidae
Product: pyruvate dehydrogenase [acetyl-transferring]-phosphatase 1, mitochondrial-like
Exons: 6
Coding region: 989-2542 (517 amino acids)
Biological process (GO): protein dephosphorylation
Molecular function (GO): cation binding; protein serine/threonine phosphatase activity
Source: RefSeq, a predicted model, not a curated record